AUGGUCCUGCGCGUCACGACUUGGAAUGUCAAUGGCAUGCGGACCUUGCUUGAACACCAGCCAUGGAAAAGCGCUAAGACCAUGGAGAACAUGUUUGACAUCCUAGAGGCAGACAUUGUGAUCUUCCAGGAGGCAAAGGUCCAGCGGAAAGACCUUCCGGAUGACAUGGUUCUGCUGGAUGGGUGGGAGAGCUACUGGAGCUUUCCAAAGGAGAAGAAAGGCUACUCUGGUGUUGUGGUCUACACUCGAAACGCGAAGUGCACUCCCAUCAGAGUGGAAGAGGGCUUCACAGGCUGCCUGACUGUGCCUGGCACUUCUGUGCCUUAUCGAGAAUUGGCGAAAGAACAGCAGAUUGGAGGAUACCCUGAUGCCGCGGCCCUCUCCGAUCACCGGUACAAACUGGAAAGCCUCGACUCGGAAGGAAGAUGCGUCCUAGUCGAAUUCCAAGCAUUUGUGCUCAUUGCCACCUAUUUCCCUGCCGAGCGGGAUGAAUCACGCACUCACUAUCGCCUCAACUUCCUGCAGGUCCUGGAGGUGAGGAUCCGAAAUCUGGUCAAAAUGGGCAAGAGAGUGGUUCUAGCAGGCGACCUCAAUAUCAGCCGCGAGGAAAUUGAUACUGCGCACAUCGGCAAGGCCAUGCUCCAGCCUCAAUUCGAUCCAGUCGAAUGGAUUUCCACUCCGCCACGGAGGUGGCUCAACCAUCUUCUAGUGGGAGGCAGAAUAUAUGGGCCGAGAGAUACAGGAAGGGAGCCUAUCUUGUGGGACGUUUGUCGAUCCUUCCACGAAGGCCGCGUUGGCAUGUACACCUGCUGGGAGACCAGAAUCAAUGCUCGACCGGGAAAUUAUGGGGCGAGGAUCGACUAUAUCAUAUGCAACCACGACAUGAAGGAAUGGUUCAGUGCCUCCAACAUCCAAGAGGGGCUGAUGGGGUCUGAUCAUUGUCCGGUCUAUGCUGAUUUGAAAGAUACGGUGGUCGUGGAUGGUAUCGAAAGACAUAUCUUGGACCUGGUCAACCCACCGGGUAUGUUCGUGCGUGGGAUUCGUCAAGAGGCCCGGAGAGCGGAACAUGCCCUGCCCUUGUCCGGCAGACUUCUAGGUGAAUUCCGUAACAGACAGAGCAUCAAAGACAUGCUCACACGACAGCCGGUUCCCCCAAAGGUGGAGAGCAGUCUACAAGUGCUUGCGCCGCGCACUACAGGCGAGCUACCACCUCCAGCCUUCCACAAACAGACUAUGGCACCACGGUAUCCCCAACAGUCUCCAACUCCAGAUAUAGACAGCAUUCUUAGGCAACUUCCGCCAUACAGUCCAAGAGACCGGAUACCUCGACCCGUCGACGGAGAGCCCGGGGCUGCACAAGAUGAUUUACAACUCGUUCAAACAGAUAUGCCAUCGGCGCCCUCCCACGAUGAUGCCUGGUGUUCGGGGUCCAGUUGUGGUAAACGCCCAGGAACGACUGUCGGCGAAAGUCGUCCAGCUAAGAGAAGGCUGGGUCUGGGGCAGACCAUUUUAAAGGAUCUGGGACGGGCAACUUCGAAGGGGCCAGGACAGAAACCGUCAAAGGGUCUGAGACGGACGAGUUCGACGAAGCUCAAAGACCAGCAGACCCUACCGGACUUCUUCUCGCGGGCCUCACUUCCGUCGGAGCCAGAGGCCAAGGUGAAGACGGGGCCGAGACGAGAAGACGAUCAGGGGUUACUUUCCUUACCACUCGCCCAACGCAGCGAACGAGACGACGUGAUGACAGUGGCUACAGCAGUGGACGCCCAGGCCGGCCCGACAUUGCCCCAACAGUCAGCCACCACCAGAAUCUGGAUUAGCAACCUCCUCAACAACGAAGACGGACAUGUCGAAGGGAAGACUGAAGUCGCCCCGAAACCCCCAGCCAAACCCACUGCUGCUGAAACCAAAGACUCGUGGCGCAAGUUGUUGGCCCCGCCUGUUGCGCCCUUGUGCGAUCACAACGAACCGUGCAAAAAGGAUACCGUGAAGAAACCCCAUCUGAACGCCGGUCGAAUGUUUUGGGUGUGCGCACGACCGGUAGGCCCAAGCGGUAAGAACGAAUCCGGCACAGUGUGGUCGUGCAAAACGUUUUUCUGGCAUAGUGAUUGGGAGACGCAGUCGAGGCAGACGGGCACUCGAGCCAGAUGA
Messenger RNA from Cladophialophora carrionii CBS 160.54, 2151 nucleotides. Its product is annotated as exodeoxyribonuclease III. The coding region runs from base 1 to 2151 and encodes 716 amino acids. The transcript has 2 exons. Gene Ontology annotation, molecular function: zinc ion binding; phosphoric diester hydrolase activity; DNA-(apurinic or apyrimidinic site) endonuclease activity. The record is from RefSeq and is a predicted model, not a curated record. Gene Ontology annotation, biological process: base-excision repair. Gene Ontology annotation, cellular component: nucleus. NCBI's taxonomy places the organism in Eukaryota, Fungi, Ascomycota, Eurotiomycetes, Chaetothyriales, Herpotrichiellaceae.